UAGUGAGGACAACAACUUGUGAUGACACUUUUUCACGCGUUUGUCUUUGUUGCAAACGGAGAGAGAGAGAGAGAGAGAGAGAGAGAGAGAGAGAGAGCUCCACAUCUUUGUUGCUAUAACUACCCUCUGUUACGAUAGGCUGAAGCCGUCUGCAGGCGACAAAACACGGAUCCACUACAGAUGCUUUUCAUAUAGUUUUUUCCCCCCUUCCAGACAUUUAGCUACACUAAAGGAGAAGAUGAUGUCCAGGGUGCCGUCGGGAGAAAUCCGAAGAAAAACUACAAACAGAGUCUAAAGAAACCAUCCCAUCCUUAUCCGUUUUCUGGAUCUCAAACUUCACAAAGAAACUAUUUUACAGUGUUCAUUCUGAUUGCAUGUAUUUGGAAAGAGAGAGAGAGAGAGAGAGAGAGAGAGAGAGAGAGAGAGAGAGAGAGAGAGAGAGAGAGAGAGAGAGAGAGAGUGUGUGUCAUCUUUUCCAUACUGACCCUUUUGGCUCUCAAUCUGUCAGAUCCUCCUGGUGCGACCGUGUGUGUGUGUGAGAUUGAGACCUGGUGUGUGUCAGGAGGCUAUGGUGAGGCAAUGUGCACAGGCUGGUGUGAGGAGAGAUGUACCAGCGUCAGUGGAAAACAACGGAGAGGUAAAGGAGUGGUUCUUCAUUCAUGGCUGCGCGUCUCACUGUUGUUCUCGGCUCUCUGGGGCCAAGCGUCCCCCCAGUGCCCAGACCGCUGCCACUGCGCCUGGGACACGGCCACGGUGCUAUGCUCAGACGCCGGGCUGCGGGAGAUCCCAGAGGGGAUCCCUCCAGAAACUGUCUCCCUCCACCUGGAACGCAACUACAUCCGGAACAUCCCCGAGACUGCCUUCAGCGAUCUGGUCCACCUGCGGGACCUUUACCUGUCCCACAACCGCAUCGACUCGCUCGCCUCGGGAGCCCUGCGGCAUCUGGGCCCCGAGCUCCGCCUGCUGGACCUCUCACACAACCAGCUGAGGCAGGCCAGCAGAGAGGAGUUUGGCUCCACUCGUGCAAAGACGCGCCUCUACCACAACCCCUGGCACUGUGACUGCACCCUUCAGGAGCUGAUGGAGACUCUGAACCUAGAGCCCGAGACGGUGAAUGGGAUUGUGUGUGAGAGCUCUGUGAGGGUGGUGGGUGAGGGAAGCAGGUGGGAGGACCCGGGGUCCCAGGGUGAGCACGCCGGUCAACCGCUGGUCAAACUGUUGGAUUCUGGGAUGAAUUUCUGCAGCCUGCAGAGGAAAACCACUGAUGUAGCCAUGCUGGUGACAAUGUUUGUAUGGUUCUUCAUGGUCAUUGUGUAUGUAGUGUACUAUGUGAGGCAGAACCAAGCCGAGACCCGCAGGCAUUUGGAGUACCUGAAGAGUUUGCCCAGCCCACGCAAGACCCCUACAGAGACAGAUACUCUGAGCACUGGUUUCUGAAGUCCUGCUCGGCUGUAAUUUAAAUGGAAUAAUACUCAAAUGGCAUUUUUAUGGACUGAUAAACUUCAAAAUGCUGUGUGGAGUUACUGAAAGAUGCUGAUCCAGGGGAUAUGAACUUUUUACAGCUGUGAACAUUUCUUUAUAUGUGAGCAUCCCCACCAUGUUUUUCUUAAUAAUUCUUUACCUAUUGCAUUUUUCUCAUUUUAAUAGAAGAUAUUUAUGAAGUAAUUCUAUGUGCAAUGGGAGAAAAGAGUGAGACAAAGAAAGACAAUUCUUUGAACUUUAUAAUCUUCUAUCUCCCUCUGUAGGCUAGUCCAUUUUUCCUUCUCUUUUCUUCUCUAACAAAGCCCAAUACUAUGGUCUUUUAUCUUUCAUUAAGUUUUAAUUAGGAGUCUUUGACCAAUUGACCCUUGAUGAACACUUAAAAGCCAAUAAUCAGCUGGAGGGUGUGUACUGUAUCAGGUCGAAAAGGAGAGUGUGCAAACUCAAAUGUGUGUCCGUAUCUAAUUGCCUGUUUCAUUUGUGUGCGUGUCUGUGCAUAUGUGGAGUUUUUGUGCAUUGCUAUGGGCCAUUUAUACUUCGAUUAUUAUUUUUUUUGCACAUGUGCUAUUUAAGCCUUUCCCAAUACACGGUCACAAAGCCAGUGGUUUCUGUGCCAAUGGAGAACUGCUGAUCUAAAUUUACUCUCAGGAAGCAAUUAGAGCUGGAGGUGAGCUGUUUUGUCUCCAAACUGCAGCAAUCAGCUCUUAAAUAUCUGGACAGCUUAGUGUACACACAGCUUGUCACUGAUUGGUACAACAAAAUUUCAGCCAGAUUUAGAAAUUGUUGGCAUAAAUUAGAUUAAUGUAGCCUGUUAUCUUGAGAGAAGCUGUUAGUUUAGCUUUAAUUAAUCUCGAGUCCUGCUUUUCAGUCCUCUGCACUGAUUGGUGCAUACAAAUAGUUCUGUCUCCCAUUUUCCACAUAGGCUUUUGUCAUUAUUGAUUUUUAAGCCACUGUUAAAAUAAGCAAAAACACUUAGAUAAUAAAUGGAAUCCUUUCCUCAGUACAUUAAAUGCCUUCUAUUUUAAGAUUAAUGCCAUUCCUGACUUACGUAUACUGUACGUGCACUGAUUAUGGGACCACUCCUGACUGGAUUAACAGCCACCUGUUUUAAUUUCAUAUUUACUUUGGCAUUAUUCUCUGAGGGGAGGGAUUUAUUGUGGUUAAUGUAUGUUACAUUUGGAAACUAAAAGGCCUCUCUCAAAACUAACGACAUUCCCAUCACACUCAACUGUACUUUGUGUUUAUGUUAAAUGUUAGCAUGCUAACACACUAAACUAAGAUGGUCUUAUCCAACAUUGUUCCUGCUAAACAUAAGAAUGUUAGCAUUGUCAAUGUGAGCAUGUUAGCAUGCUAAUGUUAGCAUUUAGCUCAAAGCACCACUGUUCCCAAGUACAGCCGCCCAGAGCCGCUAGCAUGACUGUAGACUGUUAUUUAUGUGUCUUUAAUCUGUGACAGAUCAAAGUGUACAGUUACAACCUUCUAAGUGUUCAUAGAUUGCUGUGUAGUGCUGUUCCCCAUUUUAUCGCUUCUGGGCUGAGGUGAAACCUAGAAUAAGACAACUUUAUGUGUGCUGUAACUUGCUUAAUGUGGUGUGUGUGCUUUUUAAUUUGCAGAGAAAGACUGGUUGAAGUUUGUGUUGUUAUAAAUACAGUAUAAAUACUGUGUAUUAGCGCUAGAAUCAGUUAAAACUUUAGUACAACAAUGUUGAUAUUGUUAUUAUAACUGGUCCAUAAAACCUGGUCUCAGGUGGUAGACCACAGGCCAAAAGAUUGGAAUAAGAAUUUGAUAUUUGUUCUGUUAGUGGAUCAACUUGUGAAGCACUGUGUAGAUUUACAUAAUCAGAAUAUUUACUGAAUGUUACUUGUCUGUCACAAAUCAAUCUAAUGUUGAUGUAUCUAAGUUCAGUUUCCCUAAAUGAAUAUCUAACCAUUAAUGGUAUCUCUAACCCACUUUGGCUCAUAACAAGGUACAGUGAUCCUGUGAUAACCCGAAACUCAAGAACCAAGCAUGCCCUCUGUGUGUAGUUUUCUUCGUAGGUAUUGUCUUUUAUUGGUGAUGUAUUUCUGUCACAGUGCUUCUGUUUUUUUGUAUGCCAAUAAUUAUUCAAACAAGGAUAAAGUCAUAGAUCGGAAACCAUUACAUUUAAUAAUACGUGAUCAAUCGAAAAGUUCUUUUAGGAAAAACCAACAACAAAUAUAUAAAAAAUAAAACAAACGUUGCUCUACUUUGUUCAUAGAAAUGCUUCUACCUUUUAUUGCUACUGUAGGUUGAAAAAAGGCAAGAUGAUGAAGAGAAGUAGUAGAAGUACAGGAAACUAUCAAUUCACAGAAUGAGCUGAUCAUGGUUGGCAGUGUUCCAAUUUCUACUCUACCAUGCUUUAAACAAAAGGAAAUGAUUGAAAAACUAUUUUACAUAUAUAAAAGUACAUGAUAUGAACUUUCACCACCUCCACCUUUAACUUUUUCUUUGUUUUUCACAAAUCACCAUCAACAAAAUCAAAAUGCCCCCACACUCAUUCUCUCCACUGCCCUUUCUUGAAAUCUGAGGUGUUUCUCCCCCUUGGAAUAUAUGUGGAUAUCACCACAAAAACACACAGUGGCAGCAGGGAACAGUGACAUGUUUUUUUCUUCCUUGCGGAAGAGUCAAAACCACUGGCCCAGAUAUUUCAACAUGGGGGAGAACAAAACAGGGUAUAAAUAAAAAGCAACUUCAGCCUGUUA
Messenger RNA from Perca fluviatilis (European perch), 4199 nucleotides. Its product is annotated as leucine-rich repeat-containing protein 3-like. The transcript is spliced from 2 exons. Bases 580 to 1437 code for a protein of 285 amino acids. The record is from RefSeq and is a predicted model, not a curated record. Gene Ontology annotation, cellular component: plasma membrane. Gene Ontology annotation, molecular function: protein binding. NCBI's taxonomy places the organism in Eukaryota, Metazoa, Chordata, Actinopteri, Perciformes, Percidae.